AGAGCGGCAGAGAGGCUGUGCUGAACAGACGCUGGGUCAGAGCGCUCAGUUGCUUCAGACAAUCACAGGGGAGCGAGAGAAAGACACAGGAAAAAGAGACACACAGACAGAGACGACACAGAGAGAUAGACUGAAAAGAGAGAAAAGGGGAGGGAAAGACAGGGGAGGGAGGUAAAUAUGUGACAGGAUGUGGUUUCCCUGAGCUUGCAGAACAUCGGCAUAGAGGCAUACUUUGAGCAUGACCUAAACACACCGCGCUUACAAGUGUGUUUGAGCUCCGUUAGGUGGCGAGGGGGAAAAAGAAGCAAACCGCUGGAGCUGCUGCUGCUGCUGCUGCUGCUGCUCUGGUUUCUCUGUUGCCUGCCGGAGGAUUCCUUAAAGCUCCAACCUCAAUCAGCUCAUCGGACAGGAUUUCAACCUCCAUCCUUCCUCUGAGUAGAAUGCGUUUCUCCGCUGGAAACUCUGGUCCAGUUGCUGUGUCCGAGCAGUGAACUUUUCAACGAGAUUUGCGAAACAGGAUCCGUACACAGAGAGACAGACACACUGUGGAGCCAUGGGCUGCGGGCUGCGCAAGAUGAAGCCGACGUCGGACGAGAACAGUCCGGGAAAGAUUUACUCCACCCUGAAGAGACCACAGGUGGAGACUAAGGUGGGCGUGGCCUACACCUACCGCUACCUGGACUUCCUCAUCGGCAAAGAUGGUGGGACGUCCACGCUCCGUCUCUCGUCAGUGCGAGAGCUGCCCGGACAGCUGCAUGAACUUUACCAGCAGGGCUUCAUUCUGGCAUCUGUUCACCCAUUCAUCCACCCCUGUGGCCCAGAGUCCAACAGCCCACAGCACCAGCUCUACCGGGCCAUACUGGUCCGACUCAACGAUGGGGUGGAAAGGAGCCAGUCUGUCUGCGCACCGUACAAACUACAGCUGGAGGAGUGUCUGUCUGCCGAGCAGGUGCCCACCCCAGAGCUCAUCCAGGGCUACGUCAAGAAGCAAAUCCAAGAUGCAGCUGACCAGGGGGUGAUGUUCGUGGGAUUCGUCCAGGAACCCUACGGGGCCCCCUGUACCAGGAUUCGAGAACCAGACACCCCCUCCCUCUCCCUGCACUCCAGCCCCAGCUCUGUGCUCGGUUCCCUGGGCAGCUGCAGCCCCUCAAACCCCUCAAGCCCCAUAAACCACGCAGAACCUGGAGCUGAAGCUGACGCUUUGGACAAAGUGGGAAAUGAGGAGGCCGGAGAAGGAGCGCCAAAUGGGGAGAAGAAUCAAAGUGAGAAUACUGGGAACCAUUCAGGGAGCGGGGUGGAGGGCAGCCAGGGCGAGGUCUCGUCUGUGGCAUCUCCAGUACCAGAUCUGGAACACAGUGAGGAGCUGACGGAGGAGCUGACGGAGGAGCUGACGGAGGAGUCGUCGUCAUGUCACAAUAACAACAAAGACAGCGGCAGAGACACAAAGGAGCGGCUGAGAUACCGCCUGCGGAGGGGCGACGGGGUGGAACUGCUCGCUUUGUACAACCACCCGCCGGUCCGAGAGGGACAAGUGAAGUACUACACUGUCAAGGUGCCACUGCGAGUUCAAAACUGUGACGAGGGGGUCAAAGGCGUGGAGGCCAACUGGCUGGAUCACAUGACCCAGCACUUCAACAACGGAGCCUCGCUGGUCGAUGGAUACUUCCACCUGGGGAACGUCAAUGAUAUGCUGCCUAAGUCGGUGGAAAGUGUCUUCAUCUUUCAGGAGGCGAGCGAGGGCGAGCAAAACGCUGCCACCCCGACAUACGAUGCCAUCGUAGUGGAGCAGUGGACCGUCAUUAACGGUUUGCAGGUAAAGGCGGAUUAUGUUCCUCUGCUACAGUCCCUGGCCACGUAUGGAUGGAGGCUCACCUGUGUGCUGCCAACUCCUGUAAUCAAGACUAACAGUGAUGGAAGUUUGUCCACCAAACAGAUUGUUUUCCUGCAGAGACCCGUCUUGGGCCGAAAGAGGAGGGAAUCUAAGAAAUUGAUCUUCAAGCCCCGAGGCAAGUCCAACAAGAACUGCAUCAAAGAUGCGGCGAAGAACAAGAAGAAGAAAAAAACAAAAACUGAGAGGGAGGCAGAGGAUCCCAAGAUUCUCGAUGAAAGAGAAAAGGUGGAGAAAGAGGAAGGCAAGAUUAGGAAUGAAAGGGUGAACGCAACAGGUGUGGAGGCAGCAAGAGAAAGUGAGACAUCGAAGGAGGUGAGGUGUGAUGAAGAGGGCAUUGAAAUCAGCAUAGAGACUGAUGAAAAGAACCAUGGAGGAGCAGAAACAGAAGAAAAGGGAGCAGAAAACAGCACAGAGGAAGAGGGAGAGGAAAAGGUAGCACUGGAUGAAGAGAGAUCAAAAGAGAACGGAGAGCCUUUAGAAAACGGAGAGAUCCAGGAGGUGACGGAAAUCGUAGUCGAAACACAGAGCGAGACCAAAGAAAAGGAGGACAUGGAAGUGGAGGCUGUGAUCGAAAACGGGGUGGAGACGGAUGACGAGAAAGACGAGGGUGACGAGAUCGGGAUCAAACGCAAGGCAGAGGAACAAGCAGGCGUGGAGGUCAUCGCCAAGGAGAUCGUGAUGGAUUCGCAGGCCGCACAAAGCCCAGAGGAGACUCAAGAGUAGUCCCAAGUGGUCCAAGUCAAGGUUUUCCCCUGCCCUACCUCUCAAAGUCCCCAUCUAAAGAACUGGUUCACAGUGUUGUCCCUGAUCCAAAUUAAAGGGGCAUUGAUCCCCAUCGCUGCAGCAUUCUCCAAACCGACCAUCUUUCAUAGACUAUUCCCCCGCAACCUGCCACAGUGUAGCUUCAGAGCGAUUUCAUGUAACCGCAGACAUCAGCCCUACUGUAUAACCACACAUACUGAAUGUAUAUAUCCAAAACAGAAGCCGAUAGUGCAGGAAAGUCAAUGUGGAGACACUGGAAUCACUGGAUGAGGAUCAGCAGGAGGGUGAAUAUCUAGAUUUUUCUUAUGAUCAGAUUAGGAGCGUUUUUCUUUUGUUUGAGAAGAAUAGGAAACACUUUAAAGGCCUGGUCACACCUGCACUGGAAUUAGCAAGAACUGUGUGAACGUAUUGUUCCUGUUAGUGAUUGAGUAACUGCUAGUUCACAGUCAUAAUUUCAUAAUUAGCCCAAUAGGGAGAAAAUAGAAAAAAACUAGAAGAGCUACAAAUUUGUGCAAAACUUAAGCAAUAUUUUUGAAAUGUCGUUGAAACAAGUGAUGUUAAGCGACCUCUCCCCUCGCGAUAACAUACCAAGAAGCAUGGCGAUGGAUGUCAAAACAUCAGCCAUGUAGGCUGUAUUAUUAUGUUGGAACAGCCACGUAUGAGGGAUUUCUGGGAGGUGAUAAUCCAUGACUUCACAGAGGAAUUGUGGAUUUAAAACUUUCGG
Molecule: messenger RNA, 3377 nt
Organism: Plectropomus leopardus (leopard coralgrouper)
Lineage: Eukaryota; Metazoa; Chordata; Actinopteri; Perciformes; Serranidae
Gene: rftn1b
Product: raftlin, lipid raft linker 1b
Source: RefSeq, a predicted model, not a curated record